UGCAUUCCCAAAUCCCAAUCAUCACCGUCUUCCUCAACUCCCUCCCCUGCUCUUGCCUUCUUCAAUUCCGCGUGCGUCUGGUGUUGUGUUGUGUUGGCCUCCCCCGCUCCGGUGCCCCGUCCCGUCCGAUCGAAGGAGAAAGGCAACAAUGGCGAAGAGCGGGCUGAGCAAGCUCCGGUGCAUGAUCAAGAGGUGGCACUCGUCGAGCCGCAUCGUCUCCCGCGCGCCGCCGUCGCCAUCGGCUCACGACCACGACGGCCACGACGGCGGCGGCGACAUCAUCUCCGGCGACGCGCAGGGCGCGUCGUUCCACGGCGCGGACGAGGUGCCCAAGGGCCUGCACCCGGUCUACGUCGGCAAGUCGCGCCGCCGGUACCUCAUCGCCGAGGACCUCGUGGGCCACCCGCUGUUCCAGACCCUCGUCCACCGCACCGGCGGAGCGGCAGGACCAGGCACCGUCGUCGUCGGCUGCGAGGUCGUGCUGUUCGAGCACCUCCUCUGGAUGCUGGAGAACGCCGACCCGCAGCCGGAGUCCCUCGACGAGCUCGUCGACUACUACGCGUGCUGACUGCUGAGUGCUGAGAAGAGAGAACCACCCCCGCGCCCAGACCGGCGCCCCGGCCCGCCGGAGCUGGAAGCUUCUUCUCGAAGCCGCGGCCCCGCGGCGGUAAAUCAUCCUGCAAUUCCGGUGUGUUAAGUAGGGGUAGAGUAGAGGAACCAUUGUUGCAGCUCAUGAACCUCUUUCGGCUCCGUUGAUUUGAUUCGAUUGCCAUUAGUUGCUAGAACAAUUUUAUUUUAUUUUCGUCACUUAAUAAUGAGAUCUCUUGAGUUUGCACGAUUGCUUCUAUGUACGUUGAAAUGCAAAAAUUAUUCUCCCAAUACAACUCUUCGACGA
Sorghum bicolor (sorghum) is the source of this 895-nucleotide messenger RNA. Its product is annotated as auxin-responsive protein SAUR72. The record is from RefSeq and is a predicted model, not a curated record. Gene Ontology annotation, biological process: response to auxin. The transcript has a single exon. The coding region runs from base 149 to 568 and encodes 139 amino acids. NCBI's taxonomy places the organism in Eukaryota, Viridiplantae, Streptophyta, Magnoliopsida, Poales, Poaceae.